Messenger RNA from Eimeria tenella, 807 nucleotides. Its product is annotated as SAG family member (sag18). NCBI's taxonomy places the organism in Eukaryota, Apicomplexa, Conoidasida, Eucoccidiorida, Eimeriidae. The transcript has 5 exons. Bases 1 to 807 code for a protein of 268 amino acids. The record is from RefSeq and is a predicted model, not a curated record.
AUGAUCCGCGUAGGUUUGCUUGCUUGCUAUGGUGGCCUGCUCACCAGCCUGGCCGCACCGAACUUCUCAUUGGCGCUUUCCCUUCGUUCUACCAGAGCAGUCUCUCAGGAGAGCCGUGCUGGCUCGACAUUAUUUCUGUCGAUUGAGCAGACGGCGCCCACAGCCGACGACAAAACUGAUGAAUGCCUGGCCAUCAUUAACGCCGUGAGGACGGAGACUGUCAAAGACCUAUUACAAGGCCUAACCAAGGCCCAAGAUGAAGAGGUGACGCAAAGCAUGAAAAAGUUAAAACCAGAGGAAGAGGGCAAUCCUACUGCCAAAACGAUUGCAGCAAAGCUUGCGGGCACGGAUGCAACUACCUGUGACUCGGCAGCCAAUGCAAACGCAGAAACGUACCCCGGCCUUGUUAUUCCAUUCUCGCACGACGCGAAAUUUGACUGCGGCGCUUUGAUCGAAGCAACCUAUACAGCUGGACUUAGCCACCUCAAGGAAUCUAGCUUCGACCCAUCGACAGGAAAAUACAAUGUUGCAGAAGCUCCCUUUAAUGACGUGGCGGCCAGCAAUGUCGCAUUUUUGAUGUCGAGCAAAAGCACAAAGGUAUCAUGUGCUGCCACCAAGGACUGCAAAGGAGGCCACAAUAUUUUAUUCUGCUACUUCAUAGAGCCACUACAAACUGGAGAUGCGCCUUUCACAACUGAGCUUUAUGAUGCUCUCUGGGAAAUGGAGACAGGCCCAGCGUCAACAUCAGUUCCCAGCGCUGCCACCGCUCUUUUGUCCCUCAUCGUGGUUCUUCUGACUCGACCUUGA